AUGCAGGACAAGAAGUUGGAUGCCCGUGCACAGGAGAAAAGGAAAGAUUGGCAGACUCGGGAAUUUCCCCAGCAGCAUCAGAAGGAAAGACACCAGAAAGACAUGGCCAAGUUUGCCAGCUUGUUGAAUAUGCACAACUUACCUCGCGAGGCAGCUGGUACAUCAGCUACUAGAUCCUCUCCUACCACGACGAGAUUAGAUGGGCAGUCGGUUGAGGCGAACCGAAAGCCCGAUACGCGGCAAGAGCCGCAGGAACAGCCGCAGGACAUAGCGGCAGGAGAGGCACCAGCAGUCGACGAGGCCCAGAGCGCAGCUGGGCCGACUGGGCAGAAGCUGAUUGUUCGGCACAAGUUCGAUGGCAGAGAAUAUGGUGACAGCUACCUGGUCCUUCAGAAGGGUGAUGUGCUCAUCUUCUUGAGGGAGGAAUCAGACUGGGCCUUCUGUCGACGUGAGGUGCCUGGCCCUGGACCUCUGGAAGGAUGGUUUCCGCCCAACUUCGCGCAAAAAAUGGCUCAGGGGGCAGAGGCAAAAAAAGCGCGAUGCCUGCGUGUACUCACCAUCCUGCAGCCUCAGAAGAACGACUGGCCGAGUGGCCGGAUCAAAUGCAUUGCAGGGUGGCCGCAAGUUGCACAGCGGCUCAAGUCUGAGCCUAGGCAGUCCUACGCCCAUGCAUGCCCUAGCCAUUCGACCUACCCAGCUGCGCAGACACUUUGA
This is a messenger RNA of Symbiodinium necroappetens, 714 nucleotides long. The record is from the annotation of a GenBank genome assembly. NCBI's taxonomy places the organism in Eukaryota, Dinophyceae, Suessiales, Symbiodiniaceae.